Messenger RNA from Pteropus alecto (black flying fox), 5648 nucleotides. It is a transcript of the gene SPTY2D1, whose product is annotated as SPT2 chromatin protein domain containing 1. The transcript has 6 exons. NCBI's taxonomy places the organism in Eukaryota, Metazoa, Chordata, Mammalia, Chiroptera, Pteropodidae. Bases 228 to 2270 code for a protein of 680 amino acids. The record is from RefSeq and is a predicted model, not a curated record. Gene Ontology annotation, molecular function: histone binding; DNA binding. Gene Ontology annotation, biological process: nucleosome assembly; regulation of DNA-templated transcription. Gene Ontology annotation, cellular component: nucleolus.
AAGUUACGCCAGGGACUCGCGAGCGGAGCGAUGGACCUGAAAGAAUAUAGGCCGCUUGAGGAAAGUAGGCGAGAAGACGGCAUUGGAAGGCGCCGGAAGUGGUCUUGCUGAGGCGGGGUGGGAAAGGGGUUGGCCACCCAGUUCACUUGGCUACAGCUGGCCCUCCGGUUAGGGCACGCUUUUGCUCCUCUCCGAGAGCCUGGCCCAGUCUCUCCGCUUCGGUCAAUAUGGAUUUCAGGGAAAUUCUCAUGUUAGCUUCCAAAGGACAAGGAGUCAACAAUGUACCGAAAAGGUAUAGUUUGGCAGUUGGGCCUCCCAAAAAAGACCCCAAAGUUAAGGGUGUCCAAUCAGCAGCUGUACAAGCUUUUCUCAGAAGAAAAGAAGAGGAGCUCAGACAAAAAGCCUUAGAGGAGAAAAGGAGAAAAGAAGAACUAGUGAAAAAGCGAAUUGAACUAAAACAUGACAAGAAAGCAAGAGCUAUGGCCAAAAGGACAAAGGAUAAUUUCCAUGGUUACAAUGGGAUUCCUAUUGAGGAAAAGUCAAAGAAGAGACAGGGAAUGGAAAGCCACACUAGUCAGGGAACAGACCAAGAGUACGAGAUGGAAGAAGAGGAUGAAUUCUUUGAAUACAAUCAGGCAGCAUCAGAGCAGGAGUAUGAGGAAGAGCAAGAACCUCCCAAAGUUGAAAGCAAACCAAAGGUUCCCCUUAAAAGUGCCCCACCACUCAUGAACUUCACUGAUCUCCUCAGGCUGGCUGAGAAAAAGCAGUACGAACCAGUAGAAAUUAAGGUAGUGAAGAAAACAGAACAGCGGCCUAUGACUGCUGAAGAACUUAGGGAGCGAGAAUUUCUUGAACGAAAGCAUAGGAAAAAGAAACCUGAGACAGAUGCAAGACUACCUCCAACCAAAAAAGUACCCUGUCAGAAAGAAAGUGUGGGCACAAAACUUAGCAAAGUUUCUGGGGACAAGCAUUCUUCUAAGGGUACUCCCUUUCCUCACGCUGAGAAGAAAUUCAAACCCAGCAUAGCUAAUGAGAAACACUUAGGUUUGUUUUCAUCCAAAUCUGUGCCAGGAGAGAGGACCAAAGUAGGAUCUGGCAAUUGCUCCCAACCCUCGCUACGUGAGGGCCGUGACAGACCUGUUUUCAAUGGGGCUGGAAAGACCCACUCAAGUACCUAUUCACCAAGUGUCCCAAAGACUUCUGCUAAAGGGACUCAGAAAUCUGCUACUGAGCACAAACCUAAAAAAUCUCCUUCUCACCCUAGCCAUUCCAGGCCUGGGUCCAUGAUCACCUCUCAUAAUAAGGCUAAGUGUCCAGGUGUCAGGCAACCAGGCAGCAGCUCCAGCUCAGCCCCUGGGCGGCCCAGCACAGGGACCGCUCAGCCUACAGUUGGUUCUAGUCCCAUGCCCAGGCGCCAAAAUGGCAGCUCCAGCUCAGGGCCUGAGCGGUUAGUCAGUGGGAGUAAGAGGCCAGCCAGUGACUUAAAUCCUUCUGGACGGACAGUCAGCAGUACCCAUGGCCCUGGACGACCUGCAAGCAGCUCAAGUGGCCCUGGGCGACCCAUCAGUGGCUCAGGUGGUUCUGGGAGAUUAAUUGGCAGCUCUGGUGGCCCUGGGCGGCCUACGAACAGUCCACAUGAUGUUCGACGACCAGUGAGUGGCUCAUGCCCCCUUGGGCGGUCAGUCAGUGGCCCUGGGCGAUCAGUAAGUGGCUCAGUUUCAGCUGGACGGACUGUCAGUAGUUCAGCCCCUGGAAGACCAGUGAGCAGCUUGGGACCUGGGCGAACAGUUAGUACCUCAGGUCCCCCGCUGAAGCCCAAGUGCACUGUUGUCUCUGAAACAAUUUCUUCCAAGAAUAUCAUUAGCCGGUCCAGCAGUGGACAGAUGAAUGGAAUGAAGCCUCCCUUAUCUGGCUACAGGUCUUCCCAAGGUCCUCAAAGGCUUCCCUUCCCUAGUGGUUACAAAAGGCAGCGAGAAUAUGAAGAGGAGGAAGAUGAUGAAUAUGACUCUGAAAUGGAAGAUUUUAUCGAAGAUGAAGGAGAACCUCAGGAAGAAAUAUCUAAGCACAUUCGAGAAAUCUUUGGCUAUGACCGAAAAAAAUACAAAGAUGAAAGUGAUUAUGCCUUACGUUACAUGGAGAGUAGUUGGAAAGAGCAGCAGAAGGAAGAAGCAAAAAGUUUAAGACUAGGUAUGCAAGAGGACUUAGAAGAAAUGAGACGUGAAGAAGAAGAAAUGAAACGUCGAAAGACCAAGAAGCCGAAGAGGCGUUAGCUGAUGUUUUCAUUUAUUUUUGUGAAAUUCUGGAAACACUCUGCUGCCAGGAAGUCCUGCCUUCAGACAGAAAAAGCCCCCCAUUUAUACUUGGGUCCUCAAGGAGAAGGAAUGCAUACUGUGUAUUAUGAGCAUAAAGUAUUUUUAAAUACUUUCCAGGGUGGAAUUUCUAAUGCAGAUGAUACAAUGCCCAGUGGGUGCUCUUAGGAAGCUAACCGUUCACAGGUGCCAGUCUUCAUCCUGAUGAGCUAUGCACUCUAACGUGGGGCUGUUCACCAGUCAGCCAGUCUUUUGUUGUUCCUUUGCUAUUUGAAAAAAGGAAAAAAAUUGCCUCUUGUCUUCCAUGCUUCUGCUGAUGCGUGAGUAGGGCAAUGGCCAGCCCGCAAUCAAACCUAUUUUGUCUUUUUAUGAGGAACCUGGCCCUUCCAUGAAUGUUGCCAGCAAUAAAGUGACCUGUCCUAAUCUAUAUGUUUGUAUGGAGCCCUCGAAAAUGUAGAGUAGGCUUUAUAAUUAUCAUAUGGAUGUCAUCUCUGUGACUUUGAAAAAGUAGAAUAAAUUAUAUUGUAUUCUGCAUUAUUCAUGGAUUGGAUGCUGAGCACUUAUUCACUAAUGUAGAUGACAAGGCAAUUAACAAAAAAUUUUCCAAGUUAAAAUAUAAGAUAUGCCCUUUAGUGUAAGAGUAUUCUUUUCCAAGUUUUCCUUUCAGAUUUACUGUAAAAUAGACAAUGUCACUGUGCUGAUUUUUAUCUAAAAAUUCAUUUUUAUAUUGAAGAAAAAAUAUUUUAUUCAAACAUUAGAGUCGGAAGAGUAGUAGUUUAAAAAGUAAGCAGGUGACAUGUGAAGUUCUCCCUCCUCUCAUCCCUCUCCCCGCUUAUAAAGAUAUUUUGGAAUCCAAGGUGCCCUUGUACCUCUUGAUGUUAAUGACUUUGCAUUUUUUAUCUUAAAAUUCCUUAGCAAUUAAUGGCAAAAACCAAAAACUAAAUUCAUGUGCAUCAAGAGCACCACUUUCUCUUUUUUCCCAUAUUGCACUUUUAUUUCAAACUAUGCACUGUGAAGACAUUUUUUUCACCAGGUGGAAAAGGAUGUUCCCUGUUACUGGUGUUUUACCGAGCUGUGGAACUUCUUUCAUUCUCACCUUUCUUCAAGUCAUAUCUAUAGACUUGCUAUCUCUUAAGCCUCAAGUCCAAGCAAUUCUAAUCAGGCUGAGUUAGGUUCUGGCUGGAAAGAAGCCAAGUUUCGAGGAAAGUCAGCAACAGAAAAUGAGUUAUGAUGGUAGAGAUCAUUUGUCUUUGAUUCUAAAUGUGAGAGUAAGGGACAGUUGGGACAUAAGUUGUAGAACAGUUCUACAAUAAACAUUGUGCUUACCUUAAGCCAGCGGUCCCCAACCUUUUUAGCACCAGGGACUAGUGCUCCUAUGAGAAUCUAAUGUCUGAUCUGAGGUGGAGCUGAGGUGGUGAUGCUAGGGCUGGGGCGCGGCUGCAAAUACAGAUGAAGCUUCACUUGCUGGCCCGCCGCUCAUGUCCUGCUGUGCGGCCGGGUUCCUAACAGGCCACGGACUGGUACCAGUCUGUGGCCCAGGGUUGGGGACCCCUGCCUUAAGCCAUUGGAUGGUGGGGAUUAGGAAGUAGGAAAGGUUGUCCUACAAAGAAUCCUUACUUUUCAACAGGUCUGAAACUUGCUUUUGGGCAUUCCUUUUUAUCCAUAAAGCUUUAUUCAAGUUUGGGUAUUACAGAUUACCAUUAUUAGCCUCCCUUAAUGGGAUGACCAUAUGGCCCAGUCCCUUAAGACUCUAACUCAUAUUGAAUUGAGUUUUAAACUUUGAAAGUGCAAGGAUUUAAUUUUAAAUUUUAAUCCUAUGGUGUCUUCAUCACUAGAGAUGACACUCAUGCGCCAUGUAGAACUGUUAUACUGAUGGCAGAAAAUCCUAUUAACUGCCUCUCAAAUACCUUCAUUGAAAUUGAUUUAAGGGUAGUGUGAUGUUCCAUGUAAUAAAACAGGUUUGGAACAUUAUAACUUUUGCUGUCACUUAUGUGCUUCCCCCCCCUCCACCUUUCAGGUUUUUUUUCUUGUUUUCAAUACAGACUCUUUGAAAUCUAUAAUUACAAUCAAGUGCCACAACUGAAAUAUUGUCACAACUGAAAUAUUUUUUGGUGGCUUAAGUUUACUAGCACUUUAAUCAAUGAUAUUGUGCAGUUAUUUGUACAGAAAGGCACCAUUGUGCUAGACGAAAGUUCCAGAACUUGGUAAGAGUCAUAUUGUGUCCUGAUGUGUCAUUCCCUUCUGAGUGCAUUUCUUGUAUAAUAUAGACAUUGAUUUUAGUAUUCUUCAUUAUAAAAGGGCACUACUGUCGCUCAUUAAAGUUCUGAGUAAGUCUAUCUUGGCCUUGUUUCCCCAUCCUCUUCCAUUUUGUUUCUGCAGUUCCUGAACACUCUUUAAAAAAAGCUCACAAACUUCUAAGAAAUUGGAAUAGGCUGUUAUUUUAUCAAGGUUUACAAAUUAAGUGCUUGAUUUUUCAUGUAUCCUCUACCGUUUUGAUUUUCAGAUUUUAUUGAUUCAAUAUUUGAAGAUGUGCCUUUUAUUAGGUAAUGUUAAUUCACGAAUGUAGUAAUGUUAUUUCACAAUUGUAAUGUUACAUGAUCAUGGGUGUGGCAUUCUCUAACAGAUGAUGUGAAAGGAAAGUAGUUUUCAUAAAACUCAUGGCUCUGAUUGCACAGUCUCACUUGCUUUUGAUGUUGCUAUGUCAACGCAAGGGGCACUUUCUCUUAAGGCUACUUUCAGAACUUGUCUUUGUAUUUUCUCUAAACUGUAAAUGCAAUUAUGUCCAUUUGGAGGCCAGGGUACCACAUGUCACAGGCAGCCUUACAUGUGUGCCGUGAGAAGGUUCAAAGACUGUUAAGAAAGUCUAUGGGAACUCGAAAUUUCAUUUUUUUAAUGUAAUCCCCAAGAUUUUCUCUAAGAAAUAAAUCACUGUUUUGUAUUUUGUAACUUAAAAGCAGCUAUUAGUACAUUUCUGAGAUAUAGCAGGAGACCAAAACAUGUUUGGAAAGAUAAUAAAUAUAUAAAGAGAGACUGUUUGGUUUAUUUUCAAUGUACUGAAUAUAUUAAUAUUAGACUAUUUAUUUUGUGAGUGGACGUGAUGAAAUAAAUAUUAAGGUGUUUAGUGUAUGAUUAAGAGUGGGAUAUAGAUUUCUUUGGAGUUAUUAAAUCCAUCAUGUCUUUUACAUACUGGACAAAUCAAGUUUAAAAAAAACAUUUACAUAGAUUAGCUUGUAAAUCUGGUGCUGUUGACCUGCAAGAGAAUCUACUUUUGCAUAUACAGGUGAAAGUUUUGCAAUUUAUGUAUAAAAAAUUGUAGGCAUUAAAAAUAUUUUAUUGAUA